AUGGAGGGGCUGACCAAGGACCACGGUCGUGGACCUCACGCUGACGCAUCGCAGUGGAAGGGCGGGCUGGAGACCACCAAUGACGAGGAACCAAUUUCCACGGAAGCGCUCGUGGAGCACAUCAACGGCCAGAACUUCGGCUACACGGAGGGAACUCAGAUUGAGGCGUCAAGUCCGAGCAGUUUGCCGCGCAGCUUCGACGCCUUCAGCGAGUGGCCAACCUGCCAUGACGUCAUCCGCCGCGAUCACGAUCAGGCCAUCGAGCAGCAGCCCCCCGACGGCACCUCCGAGGCCGUCCUGGCGAUGGCGGGCGUGGUGCUUCGCGCGAUGUUCCAGCGCUGCCUCUCGCUCUCCGGGUCCGAGCAGGAGGUGGCGGACAUCAGGUUUUUCGAGCCGUCCGUCUCUGUGAAGUUCGACGAUGCUUUCGAGGAGGGCGAUCAGCCCCGCAUUUUUGUCCACGAUGGUGCCGAGGAGGGGAUCUCGACGCCAGGAGCCAGAGCAUCCAAGCGGCGCACCGCGGAGAAGCAUAUUCUGGCGCAGCUUGCGGAGGCCGCUGCAGCCCUCCAGAAGUUCGCAGGCGUGCCCACCAGCGGUGCAUCCGAGCCACUGUCCUCGAGUGGGUCGAAGCGGCCGCCGAGGAAGAAUAUGAUGUGGAAGGGCCUCCCGGUCGUCAGCCGCCCGCGCAGCCUGCUGGCCUACGCUGACGAGACGAGGGGAAAAUUCACGCAGGAGAUGGCGAUCCAGACGUUGAGCGAG
This is a messenger RNA of Prorocentrum cordatum, 756 nucleotides long. The record is from the annotation of a GenBank genome assembly. Lineage: Eukaryota; Dinophyceae; Prorocentrales; Prorocentraceae.